Molecule: messenger RNA, 408 nt
Organism: Fonsecaea nubica
Lineage: Eukaryota; Fungi; Ascomycota; Eurotiomycetes; Chaetothyriales; Herpotrichiellaceae
Exons: 2
Coding region: 1-408 (135 amino acids)
Biological process (GO): sterol biosynthetic process
Cellular component (GO): endoplasmic reticulum membrane; intracellular membrane-bounded organelle
Molecular function (GO): heme binding
Source: RefSeq, a predicted model, not a curated record
AUGUCUCAAGACCUCACAUACGCAGAGGUGUCGAAGCACAACACCAAGAAAGAUCUCUAUGUGGUCAUCCACGACAAGGUCUACAAUGCCUCAUCUUUCGUCGACGAGCAUCCUGGCGGUGAAGAAGUCCUCCUCGACGUAGGAGGUCAAGAUGCAACCGAAGCCUUUGAAGACGUCGGCCAUUCAGAUGAAGCCCGCGAAAUCCUGGAGGGCCUCAUUGUCGGCUCCCUAAAACGCGCUCCGGGUGACCCAGCCCCCAAGGUCGGUGCCACUGACAAGAUUGCUGCUGGUCCCGGCGGAAGUUCCGCAGAUACCGGCACGGGUGUUGCCAUGUAUGCUGUUCUUUUGGUCGGUGCGGCCCUCGCAUAUUUCGGAUACACCUACAUGCAAACCCAAGAUAAGAAAUAG